Messenger RNA from Salvelinus sp. IW2-2015, 1079 nucleotides. The record is from RefSeq and is a predicted model, not a curated record. Lineage: Eukaryota; Metazoa; Chordata; Actinopteri; Salmoniformes; Salmonidae.
UGUUUACUCGUCGUCAUCCCAGAACUCAGGCUCUCAGAGAGAAGGAAGAAAACCACCACUGGUCAGUCUGAAGGAAUAAGAGGCAGACGAAGAAGAAGGAGAGGAGAGCCUCCAUUGCAACCUUUCCGUGUUCGAGACUGUGCAGCAUUGUCUAGACAGAAGCAGUUUGACUUGAUCGAAUCAUUGACAAAUAACCGUGUAGAGGCAAAAUGUGUGCAGGGGUGUAAGUCGAUCAUCUCUACAACAGCAGCAGUAGAUUCAGCGUACCAGCCGUAGUAACCAGCGGCACUAGUAUACCUUGAACUUCGAACUUUGUAUACUUCAGCCAUGGCUUCCCAGGGCCUCCAGAUUAUGGGAGUAAUGCUGGCCAUGAUUGGCUGGCUGGGGACCAUCCUCACUUGUGCCAUGCCCAUGUGGAGGGUCACUGCCUUUGUCGGAGCCAACAUCGUCACCGCUCAGGUCAUCUGGGAAGGGUUAUGGAUGAACUGCGUGGUCCAGAGCACGGGACAGAUGCAGUGUAAGGUCUAUGACUCCAUGCUUGCCUUACCUCAGGACCUCCAGGCCGCCAGAGCUAUGGUCAUCGUGGCAGUGAUUGUGGGCGUCUGCGGCGUCAUGAUGGCCAUCGUCGGGGGGAAGUGCACCAACUGCAUGGAGGACGAGGCUGCCAAAGCCAAAGCCUGCAUCAUCGCCGGGAUCGUCUUCAUCAUCUGUGGCCUCCUCAUCUUCAUCCCUGUGUCAUGGUCGGCCAAUACCCUGAUCAGAGACUUCUAUAACCCCUUGGUGAUAGAGGCCCAGAGGAGGGAGCUGGGGGCGGCUCUGUACAUCGGCUGGGGCUCCGCAGGGCUGCUGCUGUUGGGAGGUGGUCUGCUCUGCUGCAACUGCCCCCCCAAGGAGGGCAACAUGGGCAGGCCAUAUGUGGCGGCUAAGUUCGCCCCCGUCCGGACCACAUCUCCAUCCAUGAACUAUGUAUGAGUGAGGAGUAGAGUCUCGGGUGGAUAUGGGGACAUUUUACAUUUUUUACAUUUGACAUUUUUACAUUUUAGUCAUUUAGCAGACGCUCUUAUCCAGAGUGACUUCCA